UUUUCUAGCCGCCGUGCUCGCCGGAUUUUUGUGGGAUGCUCGUUUGCUCAUCUUUUGGAUCUUUGAUAAACGCUUCAAACCGACAUAUGUCUUCAACCGAAGACAGAUCCUUGCCUUUUUGCUUUAAGCCUGGUUUCCAUAUGGUUGCGUCUGUCGUUUCGGUCGUAUCUGCCGAGUGAAAAAAAUAUGUACGACAGAUACGACCAUAUGGAAACAUCAGACGCAACAGCCUGAUGCGACAGACGCGACCCAACACGACAGAUACGACUUGUCGCUUGAGAUAGAAUUGGUUCUAUCCCAUACGACAGAUACGGCAGGAAAUUGGCGUGAUGCAACCGCAUUUUGUAAAUGGAAACCAUUGCAAGCGACAAAUACAACAUAAACAUAUACCACAAUGCACUUCGUUUCCAACAUGGAGGCGGAGGAAGAAACACAUGCGUGCUCUGUGUCGCUGUUUAUGGAAGCUCUGCAGCGAUUCGAAUGCCUCUAUAACAAAUUUUUCAAAGAGAAGUUAGAGAAAAUUGUUGGAAGAAGUUGGCAGAUCAAUUCCACAUAUCUGCCGACGAGGCGGAACGAAAAUACAAGGACAUCACCAGCCUGAGCUCCUCUCUUCUUCGGUAUAUUGCUCGUACCCGAAAUCUGCGUGUUUUGCGUUCUCCUCUGUUGAACAGCCCGUUAAAGUAGAUAACAAGCCAAAAUGCUUUUCUCUCUCAUUUAUUGCCUCCAUGUUUCUCAUAAAUGGCGCGUAAACAGAUAAAGUAUGAGCGACUGAUACGACAUAUGGAGACCAGUAGUCGUAUGAGUUGCAUUGAGUUGUGUCUGCGCAGAUGGUGGGCAAGUUCAUACGACAAAUACGACAGAAGCGACAGACGCAACCAUAUGGAAAGCAGGCUUUAUGGCAACUUGUUGCGCACAAGAAACAAAGCUAAAUAUCAAUGUGUACAAAAUAUCAAUAUGUACAAAAUAUUAUAUGUAGUAGUAGCAAUUAAUGGUCGUAGACAUAAGGGGGGUGAGGGUGGUGUAGGGUUGGGAAGGUGUGAACCCUUUGCGGCUUGUAGUUAGAAGACUGUUAAUGUCAUUUAUAUAGUGGGUCUGUCCUCUAAUAUAUGCACAGAAGAUGCCACAGCAUAUCAUGAACAAAAAUCACGCAACUCGACUGCGUUUCGUUGCGUACGCUUUCGUUCACGGCACGCUGUUACGUCUUCUAUUAGAGGACAGACACCCGCAAAAAUGAGAUCUAGUGACCUAUUACCAGUUCUAUGAAAGCCAUUUUGGACUUAAUUAAGGUCAGUGAAUUACUAUUCUGUACCCCACCACCAAGGCCGUUUUUCUCUAGCCACCCCUUUUGUAUCCUGUCCUUAUUUGCUGUGUUGCGCCGACAUCCACAGGAAUCCUGAAGCAGAGACGACCCAUCAAACUGCAUCCUGACCGUCAUGCGCUUUUUCAGCCUCCACAUAAUUCAUCGCGUGAUGUGUGGGUACGAGACUGACGCUACGGGUCUCUGAGCAUGGCGUGACGAAAAGGUCGCAAAAAGGGUGCUCUAAACACGUGUAAUACAACACUGUACAAAUACAAUCAAAUCUUUGGGGCUAAAGAUGUAGGAUAGUUUUGCGUUGUAAGGUUAGUGGCAAGCAUUUGAGUCCACGCACAAUAAAAACAACUGCACGAUAGAAUAAUAAAGACAACUGCACGAUAGAAUAAUAAAGACUGGUAUGUAAAGCUGACACCCUGUUUACGCUUGUUAUUGUUCAUAUCCUAAUAUUUGAUGUAUUGAAUGUUUUGCCUGAUCAAAUUUGACGUAUCCAUGGUAAAAACAAUAAGGACAAGCAAAUCAAGCAUAAGGAGCUUCCGAGUCGCUUUAGCUAAAGAUCUGUUCCGUUUCCUUGUUCGUGAUGGGGUCGGGCUUAUCGAAACGCACAGUGGAGCCAGCACAAAGCACCACGAACUCUCCGCAAACCGUGCAAGCGGAGGAAUUCACGGAGGACAAAUCCCAACGAGUUGUGGUGGUGACUGGUUGUUCAUCCGGCAUUGGUCUGGCUCUAGCUGUGUUGCUCUCGCACGAUGCGGACAAACGAUUCAAGGUCUACGCGACUAUGCGAAACUUGGGGAAGAAAGAUGCUUUGCUGGAGAAAUGUUCUGGCGUAGUCGAAGACUUGUUGAAUAUCAAAGAGCUUGAUGUUUGCUCAGACGAGUCUGUCAAGGCUGUUGUUGCUGAAAUCGUCGAGAAAGAAGGCCGAAUUGAUGUGUUAGUAAAUAACGCUGGCAUUGGUUUAUUUUGUGUCCCUGAAUGUGCUACCACUGACGCCAUUAACAAAGUAUUCGAACCAAACGUGUACGGCCUAAUGCGCAUGACAAAUGCCGUUAUACCGCAUAUGAAGAAACAGCGAGCAGGUCACGUGGUCAAUAUUGGAAGUGUACUGGGGAUUGUGGGAACGCCCUUUAGCGAGAUCUACUGCGCAUCAAAGUUCGCUGUUGAGGGUUAUGCGGAGGCUAUGGCGCCUGUACUCGGCAAGUUUAACAUCAAAACCACAAUCAUAGAACCAGGUCCCGUCGCCACUAACUUCGCGUCCAACGCCAAAGCCAUUCGGGAUGAGGUAGACAUCUCCGGCACAGACGAGCAAACCCAAGCGCUACUCAAAUCAGCGCUCACGAAGAUGUAUCACUCGCUUACUAACUAUGGACAGACCCCUGAAGAAAUAGCGGAGCUCACAAAGAAGGCUUUGCUUCUGAAGCGGCCGCCGCUAAGACUACAGACCAAUAGCAAGUACAGACCUGACCAAGUCGCUGCGAAACUCUCGGAUCCCUCGGGCAAUAAGAUCGUGGAGCUGAGUACAAGCUUCUUCUUUCCUGAACAGUAGAGUGAGCUAGCGUAACACCAGCGUGACAGGGCUUUCCUUGGGAUAUGUACUUGAACAGCCUAGACCCUAUCCUUUGGUUUUUCGGGUUUCCUGUGGUUGAUGACAUGACGUCACCCGAAGCCUAUUCCAUGUUUUCUUGGUUGGCUCUCCUCAGUCUUCCUGACCCACGGCCUCGACUGCUACUUUGAAUAUUGAAGCUACAAUAUAUCAAAUAAUCCGACAGGCUUGAGAGCAGGUCAAUCAAGCUUGCGAAGGACAUGGAAAAAUACUACAUUAAAAAAUAUGUUGUAAGCAAAAACCCUGAAUAGACAUUUCUACUAUCGGAGGAUACUCUCGAGCUCGUCAUACAUCUAAUAAAUUCGGAAAAAUAUAGAUAAAAGUCAUGCGAUCAGUUUAUAUAUCAUCUUUGUAUUUACAAUAAUCAAUAAUCACCAAAAUUGCUCAGGCAA
Messenger RNA from Nematostella vectensis (starlet sea anemone), 3307 nucleotides. RefSeq names its product retinol dehydrogenase 8. The coding region runs from base 1893 to 2858 and encodes 321 amino acids. The record is from RefSeq and is a predicted model, not a curated record. NCBI's taxonomy places the organism in Eukaryota, Metazoa, Cnidaria, Anthozoa, Actiniaria, Edwardsiidae. The transcript has 3 exons. Gene Ontology annotation, molecular function: oxidoreductase activity.